Molecule: messenger RNA, 1677 nt
Organism: Aspergillus ruber CBS 135680
Lineage: Eukaryota; Fungi; Ascomycota; Eurotiomycetes; Eurotiales; Aspergillaceae
Product: putative C6 transcription factor
Exons: 3
Coding region: 118-1677 (519 amino acids)
Biological process (GO): regulation of DNA-templated transcription
Molecular function (GO): DNA-binding transcription factor activity, RNA polymerase II-specific; zinc ion binding
Source: RefSeq, a predicted model, not a curated record
GGAUUUUGGUAUGUUUUAGUAUCACCAAUGACAGCCAGUUAGUUCCCCGCACUACACCCAACACUCUUCCUGUUUCUAUUUCUUGUCCAGGUCCAUAACUUUAUAUCAACGUAAUCAAUGUUCCUUCGUCCUACUAAACGUGCAUGCGAUGGGUGUAUAUCUCGCAAGGUGAGAUGCAGCGGGACCUGGCCCUGCGACACCUGUCGAAGCGGGCCAAAACAGAUCAACUGCACCUACUUCAAGCCAGCUCGCAAGAGAGGUCCGAAGGUUCGACGGCCUGCUGAAAUCCCCAGUGACCGCAUGCCUAGCGGCUGUCGUGUCUCAGCGAAUGACCUUGCUGAAACUACCCCGAGAGACGGCUUUGUUAUUGAAAGGAGUCCCGAUUCGGCACGUUCGUGGAGUCAGACGAUUCCUCAGGCAACCCUGGCUUACAUUGUGCGCGAAUAUCAACGAUCUUCCUAUAGCGUUUGGCCAGUGAUCAACGUCAAAGUACUCCUGCAGAGACUGGAGAGUGAUAACGACCCGAGUACGUACUGCUUAGCUUUGGCGCUUUGCGCAGCAACAAUGGCACAACUCCAACUCGCACCCCUAAUAAAUGGAGAUCGGGAGAUCGAAUGUAAACUUUUGGCAACUGAAUGUUUGCACCUGCGCGAAGAAAUAAAAUACCGGGAGCACCUUGAUGCGCGCAGUGUGCUUGUCUCGUUGUUUCUACACGUGUACCAUGCUAAAAUCAACAAGCGAAACUCGGCUAUGCUGUUUAUACAGGAGGCUAUUUCAGGUGCCAGGUUACUUAAACUGGAUGAUGACGGUAUGGUGGCAAGAGAGUGGAGUAAAGAUGAGAAUGUGAUUGCGAACUGCGACAUUCUAUUUACUUUGCUUUGGGUGUCAGAAAGAGGCUAUGCUAUGCACCUUGGCCUAAAACCGUCCUAUAAAAGUCCAACUUGGCUGUCAGACCGAGCACAAACAUCCGAAAACGCUCACGUGCAAGGCUUGAUCGAGCAUGCGAGAUUAUUCGCAGCGCUUGAUGGCGUUAUUACUGGAGAAAGUAAUUUAGCUGGACUUCCUGCUAGCACCCUAACGGAGACAGAAGCUGCUUUGUCGACGCUCUCCCUGGGCCAGGGUGAACGAGCGCCCACACGAAUGGCAGACUACUGCAUUACCAAGGAAUGGAUGCGGAUUAUAAUUUGGCAGGAGGCUCUAUCUCGACACUUACUUUCUUCCACGUCGUACCUGGAGUUGAUGACUUUUAGGUUCCCGGUCCAUGUUGGUCGGGAUUUGCUGUGUUCCUUGCAGGGAUUUUCCAGGUCCGAUUUGCUACCUUUGGGCCGUGACCAGCUUCUGAAGUGUUUUGAAAUUACAAACUCCCUCGCAGACACAGUAUUGUGUACCUCCUUCAUUGUUGCAUCGUUCCAGGGCUUUCACGUUGGCCCUCAAGACUUGUUGCAUGCUCUUUACCAGAAGCUGUUGCCGUUUCUGGACCAAGAUCAGACGCUAAAAUCAAUUCUACAUGUAAAAACUGCCAAGUCACUAGUUACAGCCCCAGCUCGUGCUCUGUAUCUUGGUAUAAACGAGCAAUGGCUCGGAGAGGAUCAGAACAACGACAGCAUUGAUAGUUGUCUGGAUCUUGCGACCAACGUGAGAAGUGCUAUAUCGGAUAUCCCUGACUAUUCUGUUUGA